Messenger RNA from Closterium sp. Yama58-4, 666 nucleotides. The record is from the annotation of a GenBank genome assembly. NCBI's taxonomy places the organism in Eukaryota, Viridiplantae, Streptophyta, Zygnematophyceae, Desmidiales, Closteriaceae.
AUGUGCUUCCCUGUCUCUCCCUCACUCCACGUUCAACCACUCCCCACCCACCAGUACCCCACCAAGGCGCUGGCCCCUUUGAUGCUGGAGGACUAUCGGCGCGUGGCGGUGGAGAGGAGGGGCGAGGGCGAGGAGGGGCUGUUCUCCAGUGCGGAUAUCAGCGCGGCCGUGGGGCGAGCGAUCCCAGUGGACAUCCAUGAGAGCAUUCAAGUGAACGAGCACAUCACCAUCACUCCCUACUAUGCCGGCCAUGUACUAGGAGCAGCCAUGUUCCACGUGCAAGCGAGCAACGGAGCAUCUGUUCUCUACACAGGUGAUUUCAACAUGGCACCUGACAGGCACCUGGGAGCAGCGAGGGUGGAUCCGCGCCUUCGGCCCGACCUCAUGAUCUCCGAGUCUACCUAUGCCACGACCAUCCGUGAGUCCCGGCGCAGCCGAGAAGCGGACUUCCUUUCACGCGUGCAGGCAUGCGUCGCAGCGGGGGGCAAGGUGCUCAUCCCCGUGUUUGCCAUGGGGCGAGCGCAGGAGCUGUGUGUGUUGCUGGACGAGUACUGGCACCGCAUGGGGCUCGACGUACCUAUCUACCUCAGUGCUGGUACGCACUGUUAUGGAUUGCACCCCCUUCUCCCUCGGCGCUCGCGUGAAUGCGAUAUGUGGUAUGUCUAG